Rotaria socialis is the source of this 759-nucleotide messenger RNA. The record is from the annotation of a GenBank genome assembly. NCBI's taxonomy places the organism in Eukaryota, Metazoa, Rotifera, Eurotatoria, Philodinida, Philodinidae.
AUGACAACAUCAAUGAAGAAGCAACAACUCUACGGUGAAUACAUCAAUCCAACGAUUGACCAAUAUUCACCAAAAAAAGAAAAUCCGUUAGUAUUAAUGGCUCAAGCAUGUAAUAAUAUUGGUAAAGAACUUUCAUCAUCAUCGGCAUCAUCAAUAUCAACAUCAACAUAUGCAAUGACAUCAAAACAACGAAAAUCAAAUUCACCAUCUGAAGGAAAAAAAUCUUUAAAACGUAGUGCACCUUCAACUUCAUCAAUAUCGCCAUCACCAGCAAAAAAAAUGGCAAUACCUUCAACAACAACAUCAUCGUCAUCAUCAUCAUCAUCUUCAUCAUCAUCAUCAUUACCUUCAACUAAUCAGCAAUCAUUUUAUUUGCCUCCAUCACCAUUUAUGUUUGAUUCACUUCUUCUUCAUCAUUUAAGUAAAACAUUUAAUGCAUCACCAUUCUUUUCCACAACAUCAUUUGGACCCUCAUCAAGUUCAGCUUUCACACCAUCAUCAAUAUCAUCUCAACGAUCUCCUUAUUUUAUGGAUUCGAUCUUAGCACCAUUAAAUCCAUCACCACAACCAGCAUUUGUUUGCAAUUGGAUGGAAUCCAAUAGUUCUGAUGGAUUUUGUGGAAAACGUUUUGCAAAUCAUAUGAAUCUACUUGAACAUCUUUGUACAGCACAUACAUCAUUAUCAUCGUCAAUGAAAUCUUCAUAUCCAACAUCUAUUUUCUCGUCUUACUAUUCACCUACAUCAGUAGGAAAACUUUAA